This is a messenger RNA of Dacryopinax primogenitus, 2055 nucleotides long. RefSeq names its product phospholipase D/nuclease. Gene Ontology annotation, biological process: single strand break repair; double-strand break repair. The transcript has 12 exons. The record is from RefSeq and is a predicted model, not a curated record. Gene Ontology annotation, cellular component: nucleus. Gene Ontology annotation, molecular function: 3'-tyrosyl-DNA phosphodiesterase activity; single-stranded DNA binding; double-stranded DNA binding. Lineage: Eukaryota; Fungi; Basidiomycota; Dacrymycetes; Dacrymycetales; Dacrymycetaceae. The coding region runs from base 1 to 2043 and encodes 680 amino acids.
AUGGAUGAGGAUGUAGAGUUCCAGGUGGCAAUCGCUGCGAGUUUGGCCGAAGCGCAGCCAAAGCAAGAGCGACAACGAAACCUUGAGGUGGUUGAUCCUACUGUUGACAGCCCCACAUCAGAAGACGAGGAGGCUCGGUUCGAGCGCGAGCUAGCUCUCGCUCUUGAAGCAUCUAAGAAACGUUCUUUCGUCGUUGCUCCUACUCGCUCGUCUCCUACCGCGUCUUUAGCUGCGCAUGCAACUGCCUCAUCUGCCUCUGCCGUGGCGACACCUCCGCUCAGUGAACCUCUGUCGUCUGUUAUCUCAACUCCUGGACAGAUUAUGGAAGCUGGUCCCUCUAGCUCUGUAUCCUCUUUUAUGAGCGAACGUGCCAUGCUGGAACGAGAGCGACUGGCGCGACAAAAGCGGCACCUCGAGGAGCGAUCAAUUAAGACUAAUACCAAGCGCCAGCGAACUGAGUCACCAACACCAGAUCCAUCUAGUGCUCCGAGCUCUCCUGAUUUCAAGCACAAUGCCCUUCCCAGACAGGCAGGAAAGACGACCUUGGAUCCCAGUAAUGGAUACUUUUGGGAUGGAGAGAUCCGCCAGACGACCAAUACGCACGUCAAGGUCGACCCAAACAGACCAAGAUUCAAAAUUACGGAUAUUGUAUCUCCUGCCUCUGAUCUCGAAUUUGUCCUCUUGUCAUCAUAUUGUACCGAUACACCGUGGUUAACAACGUUCUUGCCCCGUGAGAUCCCAGUUCUCCUUGUGGUUGAUCCAGAUCCGAGCCAGAGACACGAUGCAAGUCUCAAAAACCUCGGAAUUGGUGACUGGCUUCGUGUCACUCCCCGGAUAUGGCAAUCCCGAGGCGUGAUGCAUAUCAAAGUAUUACUUCUCUUCUACAAGUCUGGGCGAUUACGAGUUGCUAUCCCAACAGCGAAUUUAGUUGAUUACGACUGGCGGGACAUUGAGAAUACCGUAUUCGUUCAAGAUCUCCCACCUAUCACUGAUUCCUCGGCCGAUCCCCAAUCACACGAUUUCCCUACAUACCUUUGGGGCGUGCUCAAAUCCUUGAAUGUCCCAGCCGGUCUUCUCAACCUCGUUAACUCAGGUUAUCCUUCCCUUCCUCUACAAUCACUCCAGAACCUGCAAGACAAGUGGGAUUGGUGCAAGAUGCGCGCCAGACUGGUCGCGAGCGUGGCAGGAAACUACGAAGGUUGGUAUAAUGUCAGGAUGUACGGACAUCCGAGGUUAUCUGCGAUCAUCCGAGAUUCUAGAGCACAGCCCAAGAAGGGCAAAGUGUUGAAUAUUGAAUGCCAGGGUUCAUCAGUGGGGAACUGUACCACCCAGUAUCUGAACGAGGUGUACAAGUCGUGUUGCGGGAUCGACCCAAUCUCGUGGAUUGACAUACCCAUGUCGCGGCAGGUAAGACAGCCUUGGCCGCCCGUCAAGAUCCUCUUUCCAACUUUGAAGACAGUUGAUGAUUCGGUAUUUGGUCGAAAUGGCGGUGGAUCGUUCUUUUGCAAGAAGCCAUAUUGGUCCAAACUAGGGUCACCCAAGGAAUUGUUUUACAGUGUGAAAGCAAAGGACGGUCAGGUGUUGAUGCACACUAAGAUGAUCGUCGGCACGUACAAGACCGGUUCCCUCCCAGUGCUUCGCCCGGCACCAUUAGCUCUUCCUGCCAGUGGGAAGGGAAAGGCGAAAGAGAAACCAGAGGUGAUUGUGCUCUCUAGCGAUAGCGAGACGGAGGCAAGUACGACCGAAGACGAAGAGGAUGCUGGAGAGCAAAAAACGCCAGAGGCUUGGGUCUACAUGGGCAGCCAUAACUUCACCAUGGCGGCAUGGGGGACCGUCAGUGGCUCAAUUUUGGUACCGAAGCUUAAUAUUUCGAAUUUCGAAAUGGGUAUUGUCCUUCCAAUUGAGGACCAGAAAGAGCUGGAAAGGAUCGUACCUUGGGAGCGGCCGCCAAGACGAUACGGGCCCAAGGACGUGCCCUGGAUGCAGGAAGAGCAUCGAAAUUCAGACGAGCCCACUUGGCGACAGCUGGCUGCGACAGAUUGAGCGAGGUGUCAU